AUGCCUCCAUGGUCCUCACGCCUGCUGUCCGGCGGCAGCUCGAGCAGCACCCCCAACAACAUCACCAGUACCACACCCACCCGCCACCCCUCCAACUCCGCCGCCAUCCAGCGCGACAAGCAGCUCCCGCGACCGCCGCAAGAAAACCUCGAUCCGCCCACGCUCGACCCAGACCGCAUUCCUGCAUCGCCGACCAGGCCACGUGCUGGGGGCACACGACAGCAUACCCAUAGCCGCUCCGCGAGCAACCCUUUGCCCAAGCUAUUCGGGCGCAAGAAGAGCAACCAGCAGCUCGGCAGUUUCAACGACACCGAUGUCCCUCUCGACGAUGACUUGGUCCCUGUGCUGGACGAGGCAUCCAACCCGGCACCAAGCAGAGUCAUAUCUGGCAAGAAGGGAAAGAUCGACGAGGAUGACAAGGCGAUGAGGAAGUGCAUGUGCUGCGAUAGCCGCGUGCGAGUGCCAAGAGAUCUAAGCAAGUUCAGGUGCAUGUGUUGCUUGACCAUCAACGAUCUCAAGCCGGUUGAAGAGCAGUCUGGGACCGACAAGGACCGGCCACAGGUCAAGCGAGCAGGUACAUAUCCAGGAAAACUGGCGCCGGGCGUCAAGUUCCCAUUAUCGAUUGAACACACGAGAGCAUUGAUCGAUCGAUGCGUGCUCAACUAUCUCGAGGCGAGAUGUAGGAAAGAAGACCAGAUAUACCCCGGGCAAAGAGUAGCUUCGCCGAAAGAGGAGAAAGACGACGUUUUCCAGACAUGGCAGCAGGCAUCAGAACUCCCAGUAUCUACGCACGAGGAGGAGCACACUGCCAGACGUCUUGAAGAUCCACCCGUCUCAUCAUCGCCUCCAGACACACCGCAUGAUGCAGAAGCAGCAGCUUCAACAGUUGCAACUAUUCGCGACAUCAAUGAGCUUAAUAAGUUCUCUGGGAUGCGAAUCGAUACACCACCUCCUGAGCACUUUCACAACCCACCCGGCGGAGCUGUCUCCCAAGGACUACCGUCUCGAAAGCCAGUGCCGAUACCUGCCAGACCCUCUCGCAGGCCGCCCCCGCCUCCAGUGCCAAUUGCUAACCGACGUCCUUCGCAGAGACUGCUACCGAGCGGUAGUCUGACGCCGACUGGCCCCAAUUCACCACAUCCUCAGAUGAGUCCCAGAUUUACAGCGCAAGAAAUGGAGGAGCGACGGUACCAAGCUCGUGUGAAGACGAUCUUUAGGCCGCUUGAAGAAUAUCUGAUUGCAAACUUUGGCGACUACCAAUGUAUCAACAAAUCAUUCAGCACUUUGCGAGUACCAACGGCGGGCCGAACACGCAGUGAAAGCAACAUUGUGACCCCACCGCCAGAGCCAACUGGAGAAUACCAUCCGAGUCCUGUAGAUGGAUUAUCUGAACUGGACGCUAAAACUUUGCUGUUAGGAGACAUUGGUGAGAAUGGUUCUUGGUGGACGGGCAAACUUGGGCGCGAUCGGGCAGAUAAGACAGUCCGGAGGAAGAGGGUCGGCGAAGGUUCCAAAAAAGCAGUCUCAUCGAAGUCCGCCAACAUCAAUUGGAAGGAAGUGGAUACUUGGUACGAGUUUAUUCAUACAGCUGGACACGAUUGGCAGACGAAGGUCACCCUUGUGCGAGCCGACGAACCUACAUUCGACAGAUCAGAUCUACAAGGGGACAUCAACUUCGAAGAGAUUGAAGACGAGCUCGCAGAAGGCAGAGAACAUGCCGUGCGGACUCUGCUUAAGAUAACAGAGAAUCUACUGAAACGGCCAUCAAGGCCGCUCAAGGAGCCCGAAGACAUGAGGUUCCUCCUCAUCUUGAUAUCGAAUCCAUCGCUUUAUCCAGGCAGUAAACCAUACCGAGCUCUGUCUACCAACAACCGCCCUGCUGGAAGAUCACUAUCUGGCAAAGCAAACGGGAAAAUGCAAGCAAGCCCAUUGUCUCCGAGGAAAUCGUCUGGACGGGAGGGAAGCCAGCACAAUGGUCUGUUGAAACGCAUCUUUGGGCUCAUUGCACAUUCGUCAGAUUCUUGCCAUCGAUACUUGGUGAACUGGUUCGCGCGCUUCGAAGAGACACACUUUGUCAAGACGGUAGACUUGGUGGCCAGUUUCGUCAAUCACAGAAUAGCUCGCAGGGCGGGCCGUCCUCAUAGGAAGAGUGGUGGCAUCAACGACGGCGGGCUCAUUCCAGACCUGUCUGGCUCGGCCAUGAAUACCUCUGCACAGCUACACUCAGCGAUGGGCCUGAGCGGUUCAUUGAAGAAAGGACCUGACAACCCGAGCGGAGAGCCUGACUGGGCGUCUGACUGGCAGAUCAAGGCGGCGGCCAAAGUCAUGUCUCUACUCUUCGCUGCCAACAACAUCUGGCAAGGCCAACCGCGCGAGAUUGGACAACGAAUAGACUCCGGCUUCUCAUCAGCACACCAAGCCAAGGCUAAACGGAGUGGUCAGCUGCUGCAUACCUCCAGCUUCUACAAUACACUCCUCGACUACCAGGAUAUGAUUGCCGAUUUCAAAAUCUGGGAGACGAGGCGCGAUAAGUUUGCGUUUUGCCAGUACCCGCUGUUCCUGUCCAUGGGCACGAAGAUCAAGAUCCUCGAGUAUGAUGCCCGUCGGCAGAUGGAGAUCAAGGCACGAGAGGCGUACUUUGACCAGGUCAUCCAACAAAGAGCCAUCGAUGGGAACUUUCAUCUCCGCGUUCGUCGUGAGUGCAUGGUCGAUGACAGUCUUCGCCAGAUCAGUUCUGCAGUUGGCGCCGGCCAAGAAGAGCUGAAGAAGGGGCUGCGAGUUCACUUUACAGGAGAAGAGGGCGUUGAUGCUGGAGGGCCUCGAAAGGAGUGGUUCUUGAUGCUGGUGCGCGACAUCUUCGAUCCGAACCAUGGUAUGUUUGUCUACGACGACGAAUCGCAAACGUGCUACUUCAACGCCCACUCUUUCGAGACGUCGGAUCAAUUCUACCUGGUCGGUGCGUUACUGGGACUGGCCAUCUACAACAGCACCAUUCUCGACGUCGCCUUCCCGCCUUUCGCCUUCCGCAAACUCCUCGCAGCUGCGCCAUCUUCCAUCGCCAACACCUCCAACGUCUCCUCCCUCACCGGCACCAAAGGACAAAUGACCUACACCAUCUCCGACCUAGCUGAAUUCCGCCCCUCCCUCGCCGCAGGCCUCCAACAACUCCUCGACUUCGAAGGCGACGUCGAAGCCACCUACUGCCGGGACUUCGUCGCCCCAGUCGAACGCUACGGCACCGUCAUCGACAUCCCCAUCAUCCCCAACGGCGAAAACACCCCCGUGACCAACGCCAACCGCCACGACUUCGUCGACGCCUACGUGCGCUACCUCCUCGACACGGCCGUGUCGCGGCAAUUCGAGCCCUUCAAACGCGGCUUCUUCACCGUCUGCGCCGGCAACGCCCUCUCCCUCUUCCGCGCCGAGGAAAUCGAACUCCUGAUCCGCGGCAGCGACGAGGCCCUCGAUGUCGACUCGCUCCGCGCCGUCGCCACGUACGAGAACUGGAAACAUUUCCAACCGCCACAUUCCCUCGUGCCGAACCCGGCGGAUAACGUCCUCGUGGUGGUGUGGUUCUGGGAGCUCUUCGCCGAGGCGACACCGGAGAAGCAGCGGAAAUUGCUGACGUUCAUCACGGGCACGGAUCGGAUCCCCGCUGUGGGCGCCACGAGUCUGGUGUUGAGGAUCGUGGCGGGCGGGGAUGGAUGGGGUGGAGGGGGCGAGGAGGAGAGGAUGCGGUUUCCCGUGGCGAGGACGUGUUUUAAUAUGUUGGUGCUGUGGAGGUAUGAUUAUCGGGAGCAGUUGGAGGAGAGGCUUUGGAGGGCGGUGGAGGAGAGUGAGGGGUUUGGGUUGAAGUGA
Messenger RNA from Zasmidium cellare ATCC 36951, 3858 nucleotides. RefSeq lists its product as uncharacterized. Lineage: Eukaryota; Fungi; Ascomycota; Dothideomycetes; Mycosphaerellales; Mycosphaerellaceae. The transcript has a single exon. Gene Ontology annotation, biological process: protein polyubiquitination. The coding region runs from base 1 to 3858 and encodes 1285 amino acids. Gene Ontology annotation, molecular function: ubiquitin protein ligase activity. The record is from RefSeq and is a predicted model, not a curated record.